Oryza sativa Japonica Group (Japanese rice) is the source of this 1767-nucleotide messenger RNA. RefSeq names its product probable arabinosyltransferase ARAD1. Gene Ontology annotation, molecular function: glycosyltransferase activity. NCBI's taxonomy places the organism in Eukaryota, Viridiplantae, Streptophyta, Magnoliopsida, Poales, Poaceae. The record is from RefSeq and is a predicted model, not a curated record.
UCAGGCCCACGAACGCAUCGCACAAGCAGCAGUGCGGCCAUGGCGGCUCCUCCUCCUCCUCCCAUCCGAAGCAAGCAGAGCGAGAUCUGGAAGGCGGCCAUGGCGCGCCUCGCGCUCCUCGCCGUCCCCGUCGCGCUCCUCCUCUCCCUCUCCUUCCUCCUCCUGCGCCCCGCCUCCCCGCCGCUCCCCUUCUCGCGGCAGCAAGCGGCGUCCGGCCCCGACCGCCGCCGCCUCCUCAGGGUCUACGUUGCGGAGCUCCCCCGCGCGCUCAACCACGGCCUCCUCGACCUCUACUGGUCGCUCCCCGCCGCCGACUCCCGCAUCCCGGCCUCCUCCGACCCCGACCACCCGCCGCCGCGGCCUCCGCGCGCGCACUCGCCGUACCCGGAUAGCCCACUGAUUAAGCAGUACAGCGCCGAGUACUGGCUCCUCGCCUCCCUCCAGCCGGGCUCGUCGUCCGCGCCCGCCGUCAGGGUGGUCGCGGACUGGAGGGACGCGGAUGUGGUGUUCGUCCCCUUCUUCGCGACGCUGUCCGCGGAGAUGGAGCUCGGGUGGGGCGCCAAGGGCGCGUUCCGCAGGAAGGAGGGGAACGAGGACUACCGCCGCCAGCGGGAGGUCGUCGACCGCGUCACCGCCCACCCAGCGUGGCGGCGCUCCGGUGGCCGUGACCACGUCUUCGUCUUGACAGACCCUGUGGCGAUGUGGCAUGUCCGUAAAGAGAUUGCUCCUGCAAUUCUUUUGGUGGUUGAUUUUGGCGGAUGGUACAAACUUGAUUCAAACUCUGCAAGCAGCAAUGUUUCUCAUAUGAUACAGCAUACGCAAGUGUCAUUGCUCAAAGAUGUCAUUGUACCUUACACUCAUUUGCUCCCUACAAUGCACUUAUCAGAGAAUAAGGACCGCCCCACUCUUCUGUACUUCAAGGGAGCCAAACACAGGCAUCGGGGUGGUUUGGUACGGGAGAAACUAUGGGACUUGAUGGUUAAUGAGCCUGAUGUUGUCAUGGAAGAAGGUUAUCCUAAUGCCACAGGACGUGAACAAUCAAUAAAAGGGAUGCGGACAUCAGAGUUUUGCUUGCACCCAGCUGGUGACACCCCAACUUCAUGUCGUCUCUUUGAUGCUGUUGCUAGUCUGUGCAUACCUGUCAUUGUCAGCGAUGAGAUUGAGCUGCCCUUUGAAGGGAUGAUAGAUUACACAGAAUUCGCCAUUUUUGUCUCAGUCAAUAAUUCUAUGAGACCAAAAUGGCUCACAAACUACUUAAGAAAUGUCCCCAGGCAGCAGAAAGAUGAAUUCCGAAGAAACAUGGCUCACGUCCAGCCUAUAUUUGAGUAUGAUAGUAUUUACCCAGGUAGGAUGGCCUCUGCUGCACAAGAUGGUGCUGUGAACCACAUCUGGAAAAAGAUUCACCAGAAGUUGCCGAUGAUUCAAGAAGCGGUUACCCGAGAGAAGCGAAAACCUGAUGGAACAUCGAUCCCUCUUCGGUGCCAUUGUACAUGACUCGCGAGACAUGAUUGUUAGUAUUAGCAAUCAAUCCCCCAUGGGAGGAGUUAGUUAGCAUUCCCUGCCAAUUUAUGGAUUGUUUGUAGUGCAAAUAUGAGAGAAAUUUCAACAGUAGGUUUAUGCUCUUGUUGUCAAUUGUAUUUCGUCUGGAGUGAUUCCCCGCAUUGCUCCAUGUGUGAGGUUUGUUGGUUCACUGCCAUGAGAAUUCAUAUAUGAAUCUGCCCAUUCGGCAGACAAUUUUCCAUAUUACUCAGAGAGAAGCUUGAGACA